AUGCCGCCCAAAGGCAAGCAAGGCACAAAGGGACAGAAACAGAUUGUAGAAGAGAAUAAAAAAACACUUGCUUUUUAUCAAAAUAUAAUUCUUACUGUAAAUAUAAUUUACUUUGGUGUUGAAUGCAUUUUCUUUUGGGAUAGCUUCACUGCUCUUGAAAUAAUAAUGUCGUGCCUUGCUGGCCUCGUAUAUUUUGGCAGUUUCCGGUUCAUGAAGAAAAUGGCAACGCCAACGUGGGGUGAGGAGUCCACAUUAUUAGAUGGUGGUAUUGAUCUCAAUCUUGAAAGUGGAAUGGCUGAGCACUGCAAGGACAUCAUUCUCAUGACUGUUAUUGUAGAAUUGUUGAGCUUGAUAUCAAAUUAUUUUUGGCUGUUAUGGCUACUGGUACCAGGAAGGGCAUUUUAUUUACUCUGGGUGAAUGUACUUGCCCCAUGGUUUUUUGAGGCUCCCCCUGAAGAAAAUGAGAAAAAACAAAGAAAAUUGGAACGAAAAAUGAGGCGGCAUUGA
Acanthosepion pharaonis is the source of this 507-nucleotide messenger RNA. The record is from the annotation of a GenBank genome assembly. NCBI's taxonomy places the organism in Eukaryota, Metazoa, Mollusca, Cephalopoda, Sepiida, Sepiidae.